AAAACAAAAAAUUAAAUACAUUGCAAUCAUAAAAUUUAAGGAGUUUACUCAGUUAUUGAAUGCUCAGGAAUUUAAAGUGAAUACAUACAUCAUGCUAUUCUCAGUUUAUCAAUUUACAUCACCCGUUUUACAAUAUGUACUGUAUGUGUAACCAAGGGUGUCCAACUAGUGCUGAAAGUAAACAAUAUGGUGUUUGUAUGACAUUCACUGCACUCUCCAAUGGUUAUGGUUGUGGUUAGGAAACAAGUCUAUUUAUUUUUCAGGAACAACUGAUCAGAGCACAAAACAAAUAUUGCUGUUUGUUGUAGCACCAGUAGAUGGCAAACUCUACACAUUCAAUCUAUUGGUGCCAUGUGCCCCACACAUACUAGUCACAAAACUGCCUAAACAACCUACUACAAAUUUCAAAGCUUUGCAUGGCCGUGCCUGAAAGUCUUCCUCAAUUAGUGAACCUUAGUGCUCAUGGUGCUCAGUAUUGCUAUGAUACAGUUAAAACUGUGUUAUAAAACAAAAAUAAUACAAACUGUUUUGAAUCAAUUUGAUGUGAAGCGACAAAUUGCUGAGUCAAAUUGAAAGUCAAAUUCCUGGUACUUGUAACUUUGCCAAUAAAUGUGAAUUCUGUUAUAAGGUAAAGUGAUAUGCUUUUGUUCCAGAUCCAACAAACUGUUAACUGGAAACCAUUCCUAUCUGGACUGACAGUGUGAAUGAAGUCAUUUGAUCCAACUGCAAAACACAGAACAUUUAAUUUAUUUGGAACAGCAGAACGACUGAAUUUAAAUGAUCUCUAUUGUUCUAUUGUGCUCACCAUCCAUCCACACACACAGACACAUACAGCACUCCCACUCAGUUAACACAACAGAGUCAACUGUAUCACCACAUACAAGAAUGCUUUUGCUGGAUAGUGGAAUAUAGGGAGAUGGAGAGAGAAAGUUCAAGGGAAAGAGGUCUAACAAGCAUUCCCUUUGGUAACACUCCCACGGACCUAUUCUUCAUCAUCCAAUCACUGUUCAGCAAACAGGUACUGUGACUGCUUACCACACCUAUGAUAGGCACCAGCAUGUGGAAGAAAGAUAAAGAGGGUGGGGAGUAGAUACAAAGAGUUAAAUUCAAAUACGCAGAGUAAGAGAAGUACUGGAAACUUUCAAGAAAUCAAGGCAAUUCAUUUGGACAGAGUUGGACAGAGUGUAAAACAGUGCACAGGACGUUCAGAACAACAAGUAAACAGCAUAACAUAGACUCACGGUCUGAGAGAGGGACAGACAGAGAAAGAAACACUGGUGGAGGAUGGACACAUGGCUAAAUGAAGUCCAGAAGUAUCCAGCCCUGUAUAUACUCUGCUGCUCCGCAGCAUUCAGGAUCCUUCAUAGGUUACUACAGACUGUGCCCUGUCCCAGGACGGUGGACACAGACCCAUGGAAGACAUGGAAAUGGAAGAACCUCUCAGUGUCUCUCAUCCACUCACUGCUGACUGGAACCUGGGCUGUUGCCUGUGUUAUACAGCAUCCUGUGAUGGUGUACGAACUCCAUUCAACCUACACCCCUCUAUCCUACCUGUUAAUCAUCGUCUCAUCUGGGUAUUUCAUUCAGGAUGCUGGUGACAUUAUCUUUAGUGGGUAUGCUAAAGAAUCUUGGGAAUUUCUUCUUCACCAUGUUCUGGUGAUCUGGUGUUUUCUGUAUGCUGUAUUCACACAUCAUUAUGUAGCAGGUGCAGUCGUGGCCUUAUUUGUGGAGGUGAACAGUGUAUUCCUACAUACACGUUUAUUGCUCAAACUUGCUAAAGUGGCCCACAGUUCCUUGAUCUACUCGAUUAACAAACUAUUUAAUUUGGUAACCUAUGUAACCUUCCGGCUUGGAGCACAGUUUUACCUCACCUGGUACAUCAUAUACAACUACUCAUCAUUAGACCACGCCUUCCUCUUCCUGGUAACUAUGGUCCUAAUGAACAUCAUGAUUCUCAUUUAUUUCUACCGCCUCCUACGAUCCGACUUCUUCAGCAAGCGCUGUCAUGAAAACAGUGUUCAUAAAUUUGCGGAGGACUAAAUCAACAAUGCUUAAAGAAUAGUUCACCCAAAAAUGAAAAUUCUCCCAUCAUUUACUCACCCUCAUGCCAUCCCAGAUGUGUAUGACUUUCUUUCUUCCGCAGACCACAAAUGAAGAUUUUUGGAAGAAUAUUUCAGCUCUGUUGCUCCAUACGAUGCAAACGUUUGUGUUCAGCAGAUGAAAGAAAAUCAUACACUUCUGGGAUGGCAUGAGGGUGUGUAAAUGAUGAGAGAAUUUUCAUUUUUGGGUGAACCAACCCUUUACCGAUUUGGGUAAAGAUUAGCUGCAGAUAAUUAAAAGCAUUUUCAGCAAAAUAGUGGCUUUGGGGGUCACUGUGCCAGUUGAAAUAGUAACAGUGAACGUUGCAUCCAAAUGUAAAAAGUAGCAUUACACUGGAAUUGUUUAGGAAUGCAGGAAGUAGAAUUCAAGGGAGCCCAAGCGAAGAGAAACCCAUCUUUUGAAGGAAUUUAUGUAGAAGCUAGCUCAGCCUCACAAUGCUGAGGUAACUGUAAGGGGGAACAAGGUUUUGUACUAACUACAAACUUCAUGGUUGGAAUGUGGCAGUAACGCCUCAAUUUGUGCAGUGCAAUAAAAUAUU
This is a messenger RNA of Myxocyprinus asiaticus (Chinese sucker), 2638 nucleotides long. RefSeq names its product TLC domain-containing protein 1-like. Bases 1285 to 2040 code for a protein of 251 amino acids. The record is from RefSeq and is a predicted model, not a curated record. Gene Ontology annotation, biological process: membrane assembly; phospholipid homeostasis; regulation of membrane lipid distribution. NCBI's taxonomy places the organism in Eukaryota, Metazoa, Chordata, Actinopteri, Cypriniformes, Catostomidae. The transcript has 4 exons. Gene Ontology annotation, cellular component: plasma membrane.